This is a messenger RNA of Pneumocystis jirovecii RU7, 1120 nucleotides long. Its product is annotated as guanine nucleotide-binding protein subunit alpha. Gene Ontology annotation, biological process: G protein-coupled receptor signaling pathway. The transcript has 5 exons. Gene Ontology annotation, molecular function: GTP binding; G protein-coupled receptor binding; G-protein beta/gamma-subunit complex binding. NCBI's taxonomy places the organism in Eukaryota, Fungi, Ascomycota, Pneumocystomycetes, Pneumocystales, Pneumocystaceae. Gene Ontology annotation, cellular component: heterotrimeric G-protein complex. Bases 59 to 1120 code for a protein of 353 amino acids. The record is from RefSeq and is a predicted model, not a curated record.
UAUAAGAAAAACAAACAGGUUUUUAAUAAAGUUUUCUUAAUAUUUUGUUUUUACAAUAAUGGGAUGCGGUAUUAGCAGAGAAAAUUAUGCAGGAAAACAAAGAAAUGAAGAGAUAGAAAAUCAAUUGAAAAAAGAUAGGAUUACUCUAAGAAAUGAGAUUAAAAUGCUUCUUCUUGGAGCAGGAGAAUCAGGAAAAUCAACGAUUUUGAAGCAAAUGAAGCUGAUUCAUGAGGGUGGAUAUAGUAUAGAAGAACGGGAAUCAUUUAAGGAGAUUAUUUUUUCUAAUACUAUUCAGUCAAUGCGUGUAAUUCUUGAAGCAAUGAAUGCACUUGGUAUUUUGCUUGGAGACAUGCAAAAUGUGUGUCAUAUGCAGGUUAUUCUUGACCAGCCUAAUCAGAUUGAGGGAGAGUUUUUGCCUCAGGAAAUAGGGGAUGCUAUUGUGUGUUUAUGGAAGGAUUCAGGAGUACAGCAGUGUUUUCAACGGUCUCGUGAAUAUCAACUUAAUGACUCAGCUAAAUAUUAUUUUGAAGCGAUUGAUAGAAUUGCUAAUCCGAAUUAUUUACCUACAGACCAAGAUGUAUUACGUUCACGUGUAAAGACAACGGGAAUUACAGAAACGACAUUUAUUAUUGGAGAUUUGGUUUACCGUAUGUUCGAUGUAGGGGGGCAGCGUUCAGAGAGGAAAAAAUGGAUUCAUUGUUUUGAAAAUGUAACAACAAUUAUUUUCCUCGUCGCUAUUUCAGAAUAUGAUCAAUUGCUCCUUGAAGAUGAAACAGUAAAUCGUAUGCAUGAAGCACUUACACUUUUUGAUUCGAUAUGUAAUUCUCGCUGGUUUAUAAAAACAAGUAUUAUAUUAUUUUUGAACAAAAUAGACCUUUUCCGUGAAAAACUCCCUAUUUCUCCAAUGAAAAAUUAUUUUCCUGAUUAUACAGGAGGAGACAAUUAUAAUGCAGCAUGUGAUUAUAUUUUGAACAGAUUUGUUUCAUUAAACCAAUCUGAUGUCAAACAAAUCUAUACACAUUUUACGUGUGCAACGGAUAGUACUCAAAUAAAAUUUGUAAUGUCGGCUGUUAAUGAUAUUAUUGUACAAACAAAUUUAAGAGAUUGCGGUCUUUUAUGA